AUGAUUUAUGAGUUCAAGAACAUCCAUGCAAAGAUUGAUGGGAACUAUUCUGACCUCAACAACAAGUACAUGCAACUUGCCUCUCAUCUCAAGGCUUUGGAGAGUCAAGUUGCUUCUAUGCCUUCAUCCUCCAAGCAGCCAAUGGAGUCUCUACCAGGGAAACCAGAAAAAAAACCCCAAGGAGUCUUGCAAUCAGAAGCACAAAUUGUGAAGAACGCUGCCAGGAAGGUUGAAGCAACGAAUUUGCAAAGAGCUGAGCACAAGGCUGAGAAACAAGUUGAGAAGAGAGCUGACAACAAGCUGAAAGAGGUUAAGCUAAAGGAAGCCACUGAGGUUGAGCUAUCACCCUAUGAUAAGCUCCCUUUCCCCCAAAGAGUUCUCACCAAAGUUCAGAAGAAGGUGCUUUCCAAGUUCAGGAAAGAUCUUAGUGAUGUUGGGGUCAGGCUUCCAGAAAUCUCGGGUAUGCGUGAAGCUCAUAUGAUGAAGAGUCUAGGGAUUGAGAGCAUGAAGCCAAACACAUCUUCCCUACAGUUUGGAGAUUCCUCUUCUACAACCCCUAUUGGUCUCAUCAAGGACUUCCCUUUGAAGAUUGGAGCAUGCACCAUUCCUAUAGACCUCACUGUUCUGAAGAUGGCAACUGAGAAGAGAGUCCCAUUGAUCAUUGGCACUCCAUUCCUCACAACAGUGGGAGCUUGCAUAGACUUUGCCAACAAGAAGGUCACACUCCUAAAUGUGAACAAUCACUUGUGGACCAUACUCCACUACAAUCCCCAAAGAUGA
Messenger RNA from Brassica oleracea var. oleracea, 780 nucleotides. RefSeq lists its product as uncharacterized. The transcript has 3 exons. NCBI's taxonomy places the organism in Eukaryota, Viridiplantae, Streptophyta, Magnoliopsida, Brassicales, Brassicaceae. Bases 1 to 780 code for a protein of 259 amino acids. The record is from RefSeq and is a predicted model, not a curated record.